AUGCAUAGUGAAGAGGAGGAGGUGGAUGCCCAAGAUAGUGCGUGUCCAUGUGUUAGUGCACGUGAGGGGGGCGCGUGUGAGGGUGGCGCGUGUGAGGGUGGCGCGUGUGAGGGGGGCGCGUGUGAGGGGGGAGCGUGUGAGGGGGGCGCGUGUGAGGGGGUUGCACGGCUUGUGUGUGAGGGGCGAACGAGUGAGAGAGGAGAAUGUGGGGUUGGUGGCACAUGUGAACCAGGGAGUGCAGCAGCAUCAGCAGCAGCAGCAGCAUCAGCAGCAGCAGCAUCAGCAGCAUCAGCAGCAUCAGCAGCAGCAGCAGCAUCAGCAGCAUCAGCAGCAGGUGGUGGCGGCACAGGCUCAUGGAAGGAUAGAGUGGGGAGGUGGUGGCAGGGGCCUGCUGAAGAGGAGAGCACGGUACCGUUGUGGGAUGCUGAGAGGCGCUGUGUGGUGCUGCUGACGUGUGAGGACACGGGGUGUGGCAUCGCAGAGGAGGAGCAGCGCGACGUGUUUCAGGCGUUCAUGCAGGUGAGCCCUGCCCCUCAUGCAGAGGGCACAGGCACAGUGGAGGGCACAGGCGCAGUGGAGGGAGGGGUUAAGAUGGUGGUGAGCGCCAAGGAGGCUCUCAAGGAGAUGCUGCAGGGCAUGGCGAUCCUGGUGAGGUGCCAGCAAGGGCAGUUCGCUGGGGGCGUGGAUGACACCACCAUGCCACCCUCCUCUCUUCCCUCUCAACCUCUCCUUCUCAACUUCUCUGUCUCAACCUCUCCCUCUCAAGCUCUCCCUCUCAAGCUCUCCCUCUCAAGCUCUCCCUCUCAAGCUCUCCCUCUCCAACUCUCUUCCUUUAUCAACCAGGUGGUGGACGACAAUUUGAUCAACCGGCGGGUGGCGGCGAGCACGCUGGCGCGGUACGGGGCGGAGGUGGCGCUGGCAGAGUCGGGCGAGGCGGCGCUGCGCCUGCUGCAGGCACGCCACUCCUUCCGCCUCGUGCUCAUGGACCUCCACAUGCCGGGCCUAGAUGGCUUCCAAGCUACCACCCGCUUGCGUGCCUUCGAGGCCGCUGCUCUUAUGGCCCGGGAAGAACAGGGAGAACAGGGGUUGCAGCGCAUGCCAGUGGUGGUGGAGAGUGGGGCAGAGGGCGGGGACGGGGAGGGGGGCUGGCAGCCGCAGCAGCGCGUUCAUGUGGUGGCCAUGUCAGCAGAUGUGGACAGCACUGUUGCUGCCCUUGCCACAGAGGCUGGCAUGGAUGGUGCCGUGCAGAAGCCACUGAAUGAGAGAAUGUUGCUGCAGGUGCUCUCAACAUUGUUUGUGAAGAGACGGAGGUACAGAACCCACUCAAUGUACUGA
Messenger RNA from Closterium sp. Yama58-4, 1335 nucleotides. The record is from the annotation of a GenBank genome assembly. NCBI's taxonomy places the organism in Eukaryota, Viridiplantae, Streptophyta, Zygnematophyceae, Desmidiales, Closteriaceae.